ACUGGUUGUUCAAGAGAGGAGCCUGAGAAUCUAAAGCUCUGCCUCCACUUCUACAGGGUAAGUCAAAUCACAGGACACCAUUUUAUUUUGAUCUCAUAUGAUGUCUAUGUUCUGGACAAAGGAUAAAUAUAGACCAUUAUUCAGGUACAUCUUUAUUAUUUUCUGAAAUAAAAGCGUAUCCUGAGCAUUUUUCACUCACCUUGUACUUUUAGAAACUCUAGGAAUCCAAAAUAAACCUGCAGUCUGAACACGGUCCUACAUACCAGUGUCCUAUCAACCACUGUCAGCUUUACUAACAGUGCUGGUGAAUCUUUCACAGGCAGAGCUGGAGCCUCUGAAGCUAAAGUUCUUGUGCAAACACCAAUGAACUGGGUCGAUGCUCAGCAGUACUGCAGGGAGAGACACACCGACCUGGUCAGUGUGAGAACCUCUGCUGAGAACGAGGAGAUCCAGAGGAUGGUUCCAGCAGGAAGGCUGGUCUGGAUCGGCCUUUUUGGGGACACCUGGAAGUGGUCUGAUGGACGGGACAGCUUGUUCAGAUACUGGCUGCAGGGCAACCCGCAGAGCUCAGGGUCCGGAUCAGACUGUGUUCAUGUUGAUGGUGGAGCAUGGAGGACACAGUCCUGUGACUCCAAAUCAUCUGUUCUCUGCUACUAUUAUAAGAAACGAUCUGUGGUGAAAAUCAGCUCUGAUGUCGACAUGUGUGACCCCGCUGUCCAGCAACAAAUUCAACAGCAGCUGGAGACAAAGAUGAAAAGCAAAGGCAUCAAUGACUUCAAGAUCCGUUGGAGGAUGUCUGGGAAACAGGUUUCACACAACAAUCAAAUAAAACAGUGUGCGAAGUCUCAAGCAGGUGAAGUUUGAGCAUCAAGCCUGAAUCAUUGUCUAAAGAGGGAUUAUGAAGAGGAGCAGUUUCAUAGAUCUUCUAGAUUUUCAUUUUCUCUACGGAAACAAAUAUAUCAAUUCUUUUAACAUGUUUUUAUUGUGUGUCUUAGUGUUUACAUGAUGUAACUGCUGAGGUGAGAGUAACACAAGGCUUUGGUAGAACUAUAUUUCUGUGACCUAACAUCUAGAAAAGUUAGGUAAUCCUUCAACUAAACUUACUGUCCAAGAAUUGGUAAUUUUAUUUCAAUAUUGCUGACUUUUGAGUUUUACUCUGAAGGGUUAAUGUGUUAAACACAGCUUUAGUAUUUAUUAUUCUUCCCUUCAGUUCUACUAAAGUAGCUUUUUUACUCCCAGUAAUUAGAUAUAUUUAUA
Molecule: messenger RNA, 1257 nt
Organism: Austrofundulus limnaeus
Lineage: Eukaryota; Metazoa; Chordata; Actinopteri; Cyprinodontiformes; Rivulidae
Product: L-selectin
Exons: 4
Coding region: 364-864 (166 amino acids)
Source: RefSeq, a predicted model, not a curated record